This is a messenger RNA of Acanthoscelides obtectus, 2418 nucleotides long. The record is from the annotation of a GenBank genome assembly. NCBI's taxonomy places the organism in Eukaryota, Metazoa, Arthropoda, Insecta, Coleoptera, Chrysomelidae.
UGAGAAUUAUAAUCACGUUUAUUGUUUUUAAAUACACGUUAUAAAGUCAAAUGAAGUAAUAUACUGUUAAUUUUGUUUCUUCGGUAACAGUUUUUGUGUGGUACGGGAUUUUUGAACUUUAUCAGACUCAUCUUGGGUGUGACAUAGGUAAUACUUCAUAUCCGCAGAAAGCACAGUGCAUCGAAAAGAUCCAGUGCAGACUUUAGACGCGGCAAGAUGAAAGGACUUUUGUUUUUUUUGGCUUUGGCAGCAGUUUUUGCAAGUGGCUAUGCUGGGGAGUACACAGCUGCUGUGGUGGAGUUUCAGCCAGCUAAAUCAGCAACUCCAAGUCAGACCAUAGAAGAUAACGUUCACGAAUAUACUGUAUUCAUAGAAAACGCAAAGAGAGAAGCUGCACAGAUAAUAGUUUUUCCUGAAUAUGGCCUGACAGGGAUGGUACAAGAUCAACCAGAGAGGUAUGCUGUUGAAAUACCUGACGUAGGUUCAGGACCAACAUACAGUGACCUUAAUUUGCAAAGAUUAGCCAACGCAGCUAGAGAACACGGAAUGUAUGUUGUUGUUAACAUACUGGAAAAAGCAAAUGAUACAGCUAACAAAACGAUUUACUAUAAUACAAACUUUGUUUUGAACAACCAUGGAAAAAUUCUUGCUAAGUAAGUCCUAGAUUUAAAUAAUUUUUGCUAAGCAAACUACAGAAUCUCAUUUUCUCGUAGUGGGCCUGUCUUGUACGAUUUCUUUCGCCUCCUUUGGGCGUUCAUUUGACUGACGGGUCUGCAUUAUCAGCGUAUGGGACGUCUGUUCAUGUAUGCCAAUUAGUAGCGCCAAUUCACGGUUUGGGGGAGGGUUGCCAGCGAUUGUGGAUGCGUCCCACUAGGGCUCUCAGUUGACAGGCCCUUCUAUUUUCCAAACAGUUUGGGAAAGCGAGAAAAUUUUGCUUCACCAGAGUUUUGUCGAAGAUACUGGGACGGAGAGCCAAAAAGUGGGUCACGUUACCUACACCGUGCUGAGCAUAAAUCAACACUGUAUGCAGUUGAUCAUGGUUACAGAGACGGAAAGCAAACAGUUUCAGUACCGUAAAAUCAACUUGUUCCUAGAGCCUCUGUUGACACCAGGUGCUCAGGACCAGAAGAACACAUUUCAGACUGACUUUAAUGAGAAGUUUGGCAUGUUCAUAUGCUUCGACAUACUCUUUUACUACCCAUCGAGAAGUACUAUUGCAUCGGGUGAAAUCAAAAAUGUUAUUUUCACUACUGCCUGGUUCUCCACUGUUGCCAUUCUACAACCUUUAAAUGUGCAACAUGGUUACGCAGUGGCCAAUAGAGUCAACCUUUUGGCGUCAAAUAUGAACAACGUCACUGCUGGAAACGGCGGAAGUGGCAUCUAUGGUAGUAAUGGAGCAGUGCUGAGCUACUAUAUUUCUGGAUUAGGCAGCAGUAGAUUGCUGAUCUCCAAAGUGGGAUCUAAUGUCCAACAAUCAUUCAGAACCCAAGGACUGAAAGGGUUUAAUACCUUCAAUGGCAAAACUGAGUUAGAUUCUUACAUUACCCAAGAAAGAUUUGACUCUAACCGUUUUACAAUUAGAAAAAUUGAACUAUCUACAGGGGUUGAAACAGUAGAAAAAGUUUGUCAAAAGAAAUUCUGUUGUGAGUUCAACAUCAAUGCUGUUGUGCCGACGAUUGAAGAAGUUUAUCAGUUAGUAGCAUAUGAUGGUGAAGAUUCCAAAGAAUCAAAAAUUAGAGGACGAAUAAGGAUCUGUGCUCUUAUGGUUUGUGACUCUCGAGGAGAAAGUUGUGCUUCCAGAAGUAUUUUGAGUACCACAAAGUUCCUGAACAUAUCAGUACACACCGAAGCCAAAAAUGAAAAGGAACAUUUUUAUCAACCUGUCACUUUGAGGACUAAAUUGACUCCAUUGGAGCCCCUGACACAGGAAGAAUCCAUCAACGAGGACAUAAGGACCAUAAAUGUGUUCACCAAGAACAAUACAGACAUCAUACUUUUUGGACUAUAUGGACGAAGCAGUGGUUCUACCAUAUUCAUCAGUUCUACGCUUCUGGUCUUUGUAGUUGUCUUUAGGACAUUGUUCUAAUAAAUAAUAAAGCAAUUAGCGAUAUGAAUAAUUGAAGUAUCCACUGCCACACGUAUUGAGGAAUUGUAAGGAAUAUUUGUUUUCUGUUGUCGUAUUUUCACUGUCUUUUUCGGUAAAGUAGGACUUAUACUAAGCAGUGGUCUGGGAUUAUUUUGCUUAUGUUGUAUAUUGUAUAAAAUGUAUAAAUAAAGUGUAAUAAUACUGUUGAUAGGUACAUGUCGGGAAGUCUAUAGUUCUUUUUGCUCUCUUAGUCUUAAUAUCUAUUUGUUCAAAAUUUUUGCAUCAACAGAGCAACGGUCUUAUUAUUAUAUGCAUUAAAAGACUGUCUCUGA